This is a messenger RNA of Gastrolobium bilobum, 801 nucleotides long. Its product is annotated as nascent polypeptide-associated complex subunit beta-like. The transcript has 6 exons. Gene Ontology annotation, cellular component: nascent polypeptide-associated complex; cytosol. The record is from RefSeq and is a predicted model, not a curated record. Lineage: Eukaryota; Viridiplantae; Streptophyta; Magnoliopsida; Fabales; Fabaceae. Bases 136 to 624 code for a protein of 162 amino acids.
GUAAGAAAACAAAAAAGAAAAGAAAAAGUUAGGGUUUUUGUAGACUCUUACAUAUAAGUUUAGUCUUUAUCUGCUUGUGUUGUUUCAGUUCUUCCACUUCGCAAUCUGUUCCAAAUCGAAUAAACUCUAACAAAGAUGAAUAGAGAAAAGUUGAUGAAGAUGGCCGGUUCUGUUCGAACUGGUGGAAAGGGUACUGUGAGAAGGAAGAAGAAGGCCGUCCACAAGACAACUACUACAGAUGAUAAAAGGCUUCAAAGCACCCUGAAGAGAAUAGGGGUGAAUGCUAUCCCUGCAAUUGAGGAAGUCAACAUUUUUAAGGAUGAUGUAGUUAUCCAGUUUUUAAACCCCAAAGUACAAGCAUCUAUUGCUGCCAAUACUUGGGUUGUUAGUGGUUCCCCUCAAACAAAGAAGUUGCAGGAUAUUCUCCCUAACAUCAUCCACCAAUUAGGGCCAGAUAACUUGGAAAACCUGAAGAAGCUAGCUGAGCAAUUUCAGAAGCAGGCUCCUGAAGCAGGAGCUGGUGCAACCACAGCACAAGAGGAAGAUGAUGAUGAUGAUGCAGUCCCAGAUCUUGUCCCAGGGGAGACUUUUGAGACAGCUGCUGAGGAGACCAAGACUUCUUAAGAGUUUUUUUAUUGUGCCAUCUAUCUAUAUUUUUUAUGUCUUCAAGUUUUUUUUUUCUUUUUACCAAAAUUAAAUGUUUUAGGUGUUGUUCGAUUCUCAUGUUAUAUAUUAAAUAGUUAAAAUACUCUUAAUUUUGCUCUCAAUCAUCUAACUUUGAAGUGUUACUACCUGACUGCA